CUGCAAGCAACACUUCAACGAGAUUCUCCCGAGCCUGAAGGACCUGUUAAGGACGACGUAGAUAUGAUGUUGGACGAGUUGGAGCAAAAUCUAGACGCUGCCGCUCUUGGUCGCCGAUCUGACCUUAUGCAAGUGCCAGAGCUUGCAGAUUAUCUUAAAUACAUGAAACCUAAGAAAAUUGCCGCCUUCAAAGGAUUCAAACGAGCGUUCUUUUCAUUCCGUGAUCUGUAUCUUAGCUACUACCAGACCUCGAAUGACAUCAACCAAGCUCCUCUAGGCCACUUCUCCCUCAAAGGUUGCGAGGUUAGUCCGGACGUCUCUGUAUCUCAGGGGAAAUAUCAAAUCAAGCUACUUGUUCCUACCGCAGAGGGAAUGACUGACUUUGUACUGAAGUGUGAUACGGAGCACCAGUAUGCACGAUGGAUGGCAGCUUGUCGUCUAGCAUCACGCGGUAAAUCUAUGGCUGAUUCUUCGUAUCCACAAGAAGUUGAAAGCAUAAAGAAUCUUCUGCAUAUGCAAAGCGCAACAAACGGUCGAAACGAAAAUAGUACUGCGCGACGAUCGUCUCCAGUGAAAUUGCCAAGCGAUUUCAAUGUUGAUGAAUAUGUCUCGCAAAGAUACGUACGAAAAGCAAGGAGUAAACAGGCGCUACAACAACGAGUAGCUGACGCACAUGCGAACGUUCGACAGUUGUCGUCAACCGAAGCGAAGCUGCAAUAUAUCCGCGCUUGGCAAGCGUUGCCUGAGCAUGGAAUGCAUUACUUCAUCGUUCGUUUCAGAAACGGUCGAAAAGCUGAUCUGAUAGGUGUUGCCAUCAAUCGUCUUGUAAAGAUGAACAUGGACAAUGGCGAAAGCAUAAAGACAUGGCGAUUUGCGAACAUGAAAAAAUGGCACGUCAACUGGGAGAUUCGGCACUUGAAGAUCCAAUUCGAGGAUGAAGAUAUCGAGUUCAAACCUCUAUCAGCAGAUUGCAAGAUCGUUCACGAGUUCAUUGGUGGUUACAUAUUCCUGACGAUGCGAAGUAAGGAGCAAAAUCAAACUCUCAAUGAAGAACUGUUCCAUAAAUUAACAGGUGGAUGGGGAUAA
Molecule: messenger RNA, 1086 nt
Organism: Haemonchus placei
Lineage: Eukaryota; Metazoa; Nematoda; Chromadorea; Rhabditida; Trichostrongylidae
Source: the annotation of a GenBank genome assembly